Molecule: messenger RNA, 1287 nt
Organism: Daucus carota subsp. sativus
Lineage: Eukaryota; Viridiplantae; Streptophyta; Magnoliopsida; Apiales; Apiaceae
Exons: 6
Coding region: 134-1072 (312 amino acids)
Source: RefSeq, a predicted model, not a curated record
CAAUUUGAUUGGACCCCAAAAGAUAAAGGGCUCAGCUCAAACGAGUGGCUCAAUUCAUGCACCCACACCAAACAAAUCCACCACAUUCUGAAAAAAACCAUGGCCUCAACCUCCAGCACAACCAAACUCAACAAUGACCAGCGCACUCUCAGUCUCUAGCUCUUCUUCUCUUUGGUACCAUUACACUAAACCCACUUCAAGAUUAGCGACUGUUUGCUUAAAGAUCAGAGCUUUAUCCUCACCAUCAUCUUCUUCAAGCUCUACUACUUCCAUGGCCACUAAGGUGGGACCCGCUGUGAUAGUUGGUGGGGGCAGGGUGGGAAGAGCUCUUCAAGACAUGGGAAGUGGGGAUGAUUUGUUGGUGAAAAGGGGUGAAGCUGUGCCUCUUGAUUUUGAAGGGCCUAUUUUGGUUUGUACAAGAAAUGAUGAUCUUGAUGCUGUUCUUGAUUCCACUCCUAAGUCCCGCUGGAACGAUUUGGUCUUUUUCCAGAACGGAAUGAUGGAACCGUGGUUUGAGAGUAAAGGGCUAGGUGAUGCAGGCCAAGUUUUGGCGUAUUUUGCAGUAUCAAAACUUGGUGAACCUCCUAUUGAUGGGAUAACUGAUACGAACCCUGAGGGACUUACAGCCGCUUAUGGAAAGUGGGCAUCUGCUGUGGCUGCAAGAUUGCAAGCUGGAGGUCUUACUUGCAAAGUCCUGGAAAAGACUGAAUUUCAAAAGCAAAUGUUGGAGAAGCUUAUAUGGAUUUCAGCAUUUAUGCUGGUUGGAGCUCGCCAUCCAGGGGCUACAGUUGGGGCUGUUGAGAAAGAAUUCCGCUCUGAGGUCUCUAGCCUCAUCAGUGAACUAGCAUCAGCGGCAGCAGCAGAGAAAAGUAUAACAUUCGAAGAAGCUAUGGAAGAUAGAUUAUGUGCCUAUUCACGUGCUGUCUCCCACUUCCCAACGGCAGUGAAAGAGUUUAAAUGGAGAAAUGGUUGGUUCUACUCGCUCUCCAAGAAAGCAAUUGCAGCUGGGAAACCUGACCCAUGUCCACUUCACACAGCUUGGCUCAAAGAACUAAAUGUUAUUCAAGAUUGAGACUUGCACAUGCAUUAGAGUAAUAAGGGACUGUUUGUUGAUACGGAACUAAAAUAGAAAUGAAUAUGACCUCAACAUUAUUGUCACUGCACUUGAAGUUGAAUUAAUCUUGCAGGGCCUGAUUGAAACAGCUCGAACACUGUCAACAUUUUGUACUUUUUCAUCAUCUUAUUUAAGAUGUGAUCACUAAAAAAAAUGAUAAUUUUAGCUUUUUA